GAAGUAGCCUCAAGUAGGGUGGAUUCAAUUUCAAUUAGUGAGUUUUAACUUACAAGUGUUGGAGUAACCGAAGAAUUGUUUGGAAGUGUUUCAAUUAAAGUAACAUUUUUUUCGAGUAAUGAAUAGUCAACCGUUUUAUUCGUCGGUGAACUCCUUGUUACUAUGUCUUAGAACUGUGCAGAAAGCAAUCCAAGAUGUUAACUAAGUACAGGUACUCCUCUUCCAAUAGAGCGAGAUUGAGCGGCUGCAGUCAGGCACGAGAUCAGGCAAACCGGAAGACAGAAAAAUGGCAGACGUCACCAAAGACAAAGCCAUCAAACUGACAGUUCGCGUCCUUGUCCCCGUCAGAGAUCAUCCAAAGUUCAACUUCGUCGGCAAGCUCCUUGGUCCAAAAGGCAAUUCUCUGAAACGCCUUCAGGAAGAGACUAUGACGAAAAUGGCCAUCCUUGGAAGAGGUUCAAUGAGAGAUAAACAGAAGGAGGAAGAACUGCGAAUCUCCGGCGAUCCCAAGUUCAGCCAUCUGAGCGAGGAUUUGCACGUCGAAGUGACAGCCGUAGCACCACCUGCUGAGGCGCACGCACGCAUCGCCUAUGCUCUCACGGAGAUACGCAGAUACCUUGUACCGGAUUACAACGACGAGAUCCGCCAGGAACAGAUGCGCGAAAUGCAGCUGUUGGUGGGAACCAACACAACCGGCAUCACAGACAACGGCACAACAAAUCCAGCCAAUAACAACAACAACAACGGAACAGCGAGCGGAUCAGACGGAGGCUCUUGCUCUCCCCAGUCCACAGGGUCUCCUCCUCCUCCUGGAAUGUCAGCUAGUGCUGGAAAGGGCGGUGGAGGGGGAAUUAGGGCUGCAGGACUAGCUCUGGCCUCACCUCACCCCGCCCUCAGAGGACUCAACAGGGCUCAGGCUGCACUUCUGACCUCUGGUAAAAAUGAGCUAGCAAAGGGCCGCGGCGGAUCUGCUGUAACCGCCGCUGGUGGCGGUGGAAGCAGUAGAAGAUCAGUCCUCUCUCUGCUGACGAGGGCCCGCGCCAUGCAACAGAAGGAACAAGAGCUCAUGGAUGUCUACCAUGACCUCCCUGGGUACGGCAUGUAUGACCAUUUGACGGAGCUGCCAAUUGCUGAGGGCGCCGACGACGUAGCUGGUCGUGGAGCAGGUGGCGCCCUCAAGGUGAACAGUCCAGGUGACAGGGCUCGGUUUCGUCAUGAUCCCUACCCUCGUGUGCCAUCAUCCACAUAAAUUAGAAUGACCAGCCAAAGAAGUAUCACAGUAAAGAAUUAUAUAUAUGUAUAUUUACAAUAUAUAUAAAAUCAUUCAAGAGAGACAAGGAAAUCUUGGUGUUUUCCCAACCAGCAGUUAAGCUUACUCCAAGUCGUCCUAAAUGUGAAAAAGGUAGUCACAAGAACAACUAUUUUCAUCCCAGUUUCAUUUUCUGUUCAUAGUGCAUUUUUUCCCAUCCAUUCUUCCCCUCUCUUCAUCAUCGGUUCUUUUGCUUAACAUUUUUUUAGGUACUUUUUCAAGCCAAAUUACUCGUGUCCAGUUAUGAUUAGGCGAAGAGACGUCUGCUCUCUCUCUCUCUCUCUCUCUCUCUCUCUCUCUCUCUCUCUCUCUCUCUCUCUCUCUCUCUCUCUC
This is a messenger RNA of Macrobrachium nipponense, 1642 nucleotides long. RefSeq names its product KH domain-containing, RNA-binding, signal transduction-associated protein 2-like. Gene Ontology annotation, molecular function: mRNA binding. Lineage: Eukaryota; Metazoa; Arthropoda; Malacostraca; Decapoda; Palaemonidae. Gene Ontology annotation, biological process: regulation of alternative mRNA splicing, via spliceosome. The record is from RefSeq and is a predicted model, not a curated record. Gene Ontology annotation, cellular component: nucleus. The transcript has 8 exons. The coding region runs from base 287 to 1249 and encodes 320 amino acids.